Messenger RNA from Pteropus alecto (black flying fox), 2344 nucleotides. It is a transcript of the gene HEMK1, whose product is annotated as HemK methyltransferase family member 1. Gene Ontology annotation, cellular component: mitochondrion. NCBI's taxonomy places the organism in Eukaryota, Metazoa, Chordata, Mammalia, Chiroptera, Pteropodidae. Gene Ontology annotation, molecular function: N-methyltransferase activity; protein methyltransferase activity; DNA binding. The record is from RefSeq and is a predicted model, not a curated record. Gene Ontology annotation, biological process: protein methylation.
GCCUCCUUUCCUGCUGGCUACACGUGGCCCCGGCCGGGUACCCAAGCGCCAACUUGGAGUAGUCACUGCGGGCUGGAGCCAUGACCUUCAAGAAGAUUGGCCGGUCUGGGCCCCCAAGGAGUAACCCCACACAGUCAUGCACUUUCUUAAGAGUGGACCUGCGGACGUAGUGGGCGAGGCGUUCACAGUUUUCCCAGCAGCAACCCAGUGGCUCUAGGAACCUUGGAGCUGGGCGACGGGAUCCGCCCGAGCCCUUUCUCAGCUGCGCCGACCCCGGAAGCAAGGCAUCGGAGGGAGCUCACCGUGGGCCACGCACGUCCGGGAGCCGAUCCCCGGGCCUUUUCUCCAGGUCGGCGGGCAGGUCUGGUACCCCCUCCCGCGACAGGUAUGCGCUAGAGGUGGGGAUCGAGAUGGGCUCCCCUGGAUUGUAUCACCUUCGAAGACCCCACACCCCCCAAUUCACCAUGGUACAUAUGAAGAAAUAGGCUUGGGGUGAGGCGACCUCGCCUGGAUCAUUAACGUUGCUGUGCUGGAUUGAGAGGGAAGCUGCGUCCCUGACUUAAGGCCUGAGCUCCUCCUGGGGCAGCGCCUUCUCUGGAGUCUGGAGGACCUAGCUUUGUCUUGCCUAGGACAGUUACAAGGAAGACUUUGGGUCACACACUCUGGGUCAAACAGAUCUGUCCAGCCUCCCAAGCCUGAGCCCUGACCCACCAACAGCCCAUUUUAUCAGCAGGGACUGAUGACCUAUGGGUUCAGCCCACUUCAGCCAGAAACGUGAAGAAAACAUCACUGGCCAAGACCAGAAGAAUCAAACAGGGUGGCAGCACAUCUGAGGACCAGAGCCACUUUAAGGAGCUAGAACCUGUGACCUCUCCAUCUCCGCUAAGCUGGGGCCAGUGACUUUCCUCUACAGCUGACAUCACAAAGAAGACUUGGGGACCUGGGAGUGCUCAGAGGAGCCUUCCCCUGAGACAUGAAACUUUGGGGUGGAAUGCUGCGGGCCUUUCUAUCUGGCCCCGGGAGGAGGGGAGGCACUUGGGGCCAGGCCUUCAGCUCAUGGCAACCGCAUCUGCCUCCAGCUGGCUCGUUGAAGGCCACAGAGCUGGUCAGUCACUGGACGGCAGUUUUCGAGAAGAGGGGAAAAAAUCCAGAGAGUAUUGUGGCUCAUGUCCUUGGAGCCAAAACAUUUCAGAGCCUGAAGCCAGUACUUUGGACCCAGCCCCUGACCCCUUGGCAGCUACAGUGCAUCCAGGAGCUGAGUAGCCAGCGACUGCAAAGGAUGCCUGUGCAGUAUAUCCUUGGUGAAUGGGACUUUCAAGGGCUCAGUCUGAAGAUGGCACAGCCAGUGUUCAUCCCGCGGCCAGAAACAGAGGAACUGGUUGAAUGGGUACUGGAGGAGGUGGCCCAGAGGCCCCGUGUGAUAGGAACCCAAGGCGGACCCCUCAUCCUGGAGGUGGGCUGUGGCUCGGGCGCCAUCUCCCUCAGCCUGCUGAGCCACCUCCCCCAGAGCCAAGUCAUUGCUGUGGAUAAGGAAGAAGCCGCCAUCUGCCUGACCCAUGAGAAUGCUCAGAGGCUUCGGCUGCAGGACAGGAUUCGGAUCAUCCCCCUCGAUGUGACCUCAGAGGGGAGCUGGGCGCACCUUCUGUCCUGGGGCCCCGUGGACCUGGUCGUCAGCAACCCUCCGUAUGUCUUCAGCCAGGACAUGGAGCAGCUGGCCCCUGAGAUCCGCAGCUACGAAGACCCCGCAGCCCUGGACGGCGGGGAGGAGGGCAUGGACGUCAUCGCACACAUCCUGGCCCUGGCGCCUCGGCUCCUGAAGGACUCUGGAAGCGUCUUCUUAGAAGUAGACCCAAGACACCCAGAGCUCGUCGGCAGCUGGCUUCAGAGCCGGCCGGACCUGUCCCUCAAUCUUGUGGCUGUGCGCAAGGACUUCUGUGGGAGGCCCCGGUUCCUUCACAUUCGGAGGUCUGAGGCACAGCAUGGCUGCCAUGCAGACACCUGACCAGGGCCCCAGCUGCCAGAGUGCCUGGCUGACACUUCUUCCUGGAACGCUCCUUGGAGGGAGGUGGAUGAUGCUGUCCAGAACCCCAGUUGCUUGUGGCAUUUUCCGUGGCUCUGGGAUUCCCCGUGAUCUACAUUCAUAGGUGAUUUGGGGCAGAAGCAAGGGCAAGGCUGUCCUUCCUGGGCAGCGAAGAGCAGUCCGGCUCAGGAUCUGAGCAGACCCAGAUUCCCAGGCUGGUUCCGUCACAUGAGUGUGGCCAAGGCAGGUCGCUCAGGGUCUGUGGGUGGAACUGCCCUGGAGACGUUGGGCGAUGUGGCCAAUAAAGUGUUGAAAGACCGACAA